Molecule: messenger RNA, 942 nt
Organism: Thecamonas trahens ATCC 50062
Lineage: Eukaryota; Apusomonadida; Apusomonadidae
Product: NTP pyrophosphohydrolase
Exons: 2
Coding region: 1-942 (313 amino acids)
Biological process (GO): AMP biosynthetic process; ATP biosynthetic process
Molecular function (GO): bis(5'-nucleosyl)-tetraphosphatase (asymmetrical) activity
Source: RefSeq, a predicted model, not a curated record
AUGGCCUCAACUCGUCAGGUCAAGUCAUGUGGCUAUCUGCUGUUUCGCGUGCCAGACGACUCCAAUGAGCUUGAGUUACUGCUCAUGGUUCACAAACAUCGGUUCGAUCUGCCCAAGGGACAUGUUGAGGACGGCGAGUCCGAGUCGGAGACCGCGGCCCGCGAGGUAAUGGAGGAGACCGCCAUCGACAUUGCCCUAUGCCGGACUCUGGACUUUUGCGCAAGAUCGUCGUACACUACGGCCUACAGGCGCUUUGGUGGUGAGACCGUCCGCAAGACCCUCGUGCUCUUUGCUGCUAUCGUUCCCGCCGCCGCCGCCGACGCCAUCGUGCUCGACGAGCACGCCGACUAUGCAUGGGUGCCGUUCAGUGAUCUCGCUGCCGGCACCUUGAUCACCACCACACAUGGCUCAGAGAGGACAAUGUCUCUCAACAAAUCGAUCCAGGCGGCCGUGGCCGAGGUCGAUCCGGUGCUGCGGGCGGACGGCGAGCUGGCGCCGCUGAUGCCAGACAGGCCGCCACAGACCGCCAAGCCCAAAGCACGCGGCCGCGGGCGCAACCGCAAUCGCAAGAAGAACAACGCCGGUACCGAGGCAGACUCCACUGUUCGUGGACGCGGGCGUGGGCGUGGGCGCGGCCGCGGGCGCAAUCGUGGAAAGGCCAAGGCUGCGCCGGAAGCGCCGUCUGCGCUGGACCCGAGCCUGCGGUCGCUCGUGGUGAGCGUCCGCUCGGCUGACGACUGCUACGACGUGUACAUUGGACGCGCCAACCCGCGGAUCCGUGGUGGCGACGCGCCCAAGUGGGGCAACCCGUUCAAGAUCGGCGGCCCGGACUCGCUCACCCGCGACGACGUCGUCCGCAUGCACCGCGAGUGGCUCUUGGGUCGCAUUGCCGACGAGCCCGGCUUUCUCGACGAGCUCCGGCCUGCCACGGUGACUUUCUAG